ACGAGUUUAGGAGACACUGCGUCUCACACAUACAUCUCCGUGUCCUUCCGUUUUAGGACCAACGCGGUGAGAGCCUGAUCUCGUCUCCUCCGAACAUCUCGCAAGACACACGACGGUCAGAAAUUCGGCGUAGUCUCUCUUUAUCAAGAGCAAUUUCGAGGAUAAUACUGUACGAAUCAGAAACAACCAGAAUACUGUAUAAUCCUCUACGAAUCUGUCUGCGACUUUAUCCUCUCCAGCUGUACAAGUAUAUCACAUCGGUGUCUCUUUUAAUCUCUCUCGCUUUCACUGCCUCAAUCUAUGCACGCGUGACCGUUACGAGCUUGCUAACAACCAGAAUCAGGUGCGUUACUUGGGCGAACUUUCACCAAGCCACGCGUUACAACCAAGAAUGUCGCAUCCAGGAGUGGUACAACCAGGAUUACUUUCCGCGUUCCAUCCCGGGUUACAACCAGCGACGCAAUCGGCGUCACAGCCAGCCAUUUUCGAUGCGCGGAGACUAGCAACGGCUGUCCCAGAGGACAUAGUCUUCUGCAUAGACACCGACAUAGAGGCGGCGCGCGAGUUAAAGUCAUCCAGCAGCGCUGCAGCCGCUACAGGCGGGGAUGGGGCCGGAGGAGAGGGGGCCGGAGGGGUAUCAAGCGCACAAUACGCACCGGAAACAGGAGGAGCGGCAGGGGGAGCAACAGGAGCAGCAGCAGCAUCAUCGUCAGCAGCAGCAGCAGCAGCAGCAGCAGCAUCGCUGACGCGGCUAGAUGCCAUACGGCAGGCUCUGCUGCUGUACACGCAUUCGAAGCUCGCCAUGAACCCCUCUCACAGAUUCGCCCUGGCCACCCUUAAGGGCAACACAGCCACUGCAGCAGUUGCACUGCCUGCCACAGAGGGUGCUGCCUCCCCUGGUUCGAGCCCCCGCCAGCCACAGUUCUCCUGGGUCGUGGAGCAUUUCACUAACGACAUGAACACUCUCAUCUCCGGCUUCCAAUCACUGCACGCCACGUCAUGCUUCUCCUCUGUGGACCUCUCCCCUCUCUUCCGCACCCUCGCAUCUGAGUCCCAACGCUCGGCUGAUCGUGGCCGUUCAUUGCGCCUGAUUCUCUUCUUCUGUCGCUCCUCCUGCAUCCCCGGCCCUCCGCCUCUCCAUGUCCCUCGCCCGUCCAUCCCCUUCACAGCGGAUUGCAUCUACUGGCACGACCGCCCGAACAAUUUCAACUGCCCGCAGGCCGUUUUCGACGGGCUGACCGCUGCCCUGGAGGCAGUUUCCAUGCCCGAACCUUUUAUCUGGGAGUACAGCAGCAAUGUAGCCAGGUAUAUCUUCCGAGCAACAUCCUCUUUAUUAGCUCAUCCAGCACAACGUUCGGCUGAAGACUACCUGUCCAUGCCUAAGGUUCUGGACUCUCAGUCGGCUGGAGCCCCCGGUGCAGGUACAUCUGGACCAGGAGUACCUGGCCAAAGCACACUUCUUCCAGGCGUUCAUUAUGGCCCGGGGAAUGGAGGAGGCGGGAAGGCAGGGGAGACCUAUAUUGGUAGUGGUUUGAUUGGGCAUGGGAGUGGAAUUGGUGGUGAGAAGGAGAAGGCAUCUGGGGGCUCGAUAUGGAGCAGGGCGUUGGGGCAUGGAAAGAAGGAUACUCAGCGUGACGUCUAGGACUCCUGUUGGGACACUGAUGAGCAGGGGAAAAGAAAAUAUACCCUUGUAUAAGGAAAUGAUUUGCAUACAGGAUAUGGUAUUGAAACUGU
Closterium sp. NIES-67 is the source of this 1734-nucleotide messenger RNA. The record is from the annotation of a GenBank genome assembly. Lineage: Eukaryota; Viridiplantae; Streptophyta; Zygnematophyceae; Desmidiales; Closteriaceae.